UGGAAGCUAAUGUCAAACAUCUAUUGUUUUCUUGUUUUUUGAGCAAAUUUUCCCAACCGUUCUUGUCACUCUCUCCAGAUAGCAUAAUAGCACGACCAAAAUUCCAAAAAAGUCAUCUGAAGCACAACCCCAGUUCGUUAACGCAUAAAAUCGCAUUCUCGAGCGUAGAUUCUGUAGUUUCCGCUUUUACAUUUUACACGAAUAGUAUUCGAAGUUAAUCAUUGAAGUUCGUCCUUCGUCCACGGUCGCGGUCAAUAUCAUCAAGGAUUUUUGUUGUUUAUUUGAAGUAGAAUACAAAGGACAAUUAUAGGAAGAAAAACGCUUGAAUAAUAUUGAGUGGAAGCCGUAGACGAAACUCUGCAAAAGGAAUAAUGGCCACUAUCGAAGACAGCAACUGCUGUGGUGAACUAGUCAGUGGACAAUUUGCCAGUGACAAGGGGCCCAUUGAGUACUUCACACGCUUUUCAUUGUGCGUAUUGGACGUUGUGAGAAAGCUUCAGCAGCAUUCCGUUUUUGAGAAAGGAGUGGAGAAAUGCCACAUUGUCGAAUACUUAAGACAUCAACCUUACAUCGAUGGUGAUCUAUCCUCCCAAGUAUCUACAGCCUUACGUGAAUUGGAGAAUUACGGAUAUCUGAUGUACAUGAAAAACGGCUACAAAACCCUUGGACCUUUCGCAAAGCUAUGCGCAACCAAAACACAGAAGCAACGACGCCUGGUUUGGCGCAAACUUGAAAUGAAAUUCAGCCACAGUAAUACCGACAUUAUGUUACCCCUGGUGCCACGCAAGAAUCGUAGGGUGAAAAGUGAGUCAGACUUUCGCAACAACGGAAGCUGCUCUACGCUCAACUCACAAGAAAUGGAAGAAUAUUAGAAUCCAUCUGUUCCAAACGCAAAGUAAUGGAGAUUUUAAUUAAUUUAUUCAAUGAGCAAAUGGGGCCAUGAAUGGAGAAAAAAGGGCCAAGUUUUUUUUCCUACUUUGGUCAAAAAUUUAAUUUAUUGAAUUCUAAAUUGAAAGAGAAAAAAGACUAAUAUGCUGCGAAAUUCUUUCUUAAAUACAAAUAACCGUUAUUUUUAGUAAGAAAGAUACUAAGCAAUUGGAAUAAAGCCAGACGCUACCUUUCCAGAUAGAUUCAAUUUGGAGCAGGUGCUAAAAAUAAGGUGAAGAAGAAAGAAGAAAAACGUUACUUUGAUUGGAACCUCAUUUUCAAUUUUUUUUUUUUUUAAAUGUGAUCGUUCACUUAUAUUUGGUUAUUUAUUGCAAUAUAUGUAAUAGACGAA
Hermetia illucens (black soldier fly) is the source of this 1279-nucleotide messenger RNA. RefSeq lists its product as uncharacterized. The transcript is spliced from 2 exons. The record is from RefSeq and is a predicted model, not a curated record. The coding region runs from base 372 to 872 and encodes 166 amino acids. Lineage: Eukaryota; Metazoa; Arthropoda; Insecta; Diptera; Stratiomyidae.